Taeniopygia guttata (zebra finch) is the source of this 1075-nucleotide messenger RNA. The record is from RefSeq and is a predicted model, not a curated record. NCBI's taxonomy places the organism in Eukaryota, Metazoa, Chordata, Aves, Passeriformes, Estrildidae.
GUCACUUCCGGGUUUUCACUUCCGGUGUGGGCGUGGCCGGAAGUGACGCGGCGGCGGCGGCGGCUCCGGCCUUGAGGGGUUAAUUAGCGCCGCCAUGGGGGAGCUGAGCGACCUGGACCGGCAGAUCGAGCAACUGCGGCGCUGCGAGCUGAUCCGGGAGAGCGAAGUGAAGGCCCUGUGCGCCAAGGCCCGGGAGAUUCUGGUGGAGGAGAGCAACGUGCAGAGAGUCGAUUCGCCCGUCACCGUGUGUGGGGACAUCCACGGACAGUUCUACGACCUCAAGGAGCUGUUCAGGGUGGGCGGGGAUGUCCCAGAGACCAAUUACCUGUUCAUGGGCGACUUCGUCGACCGCGGCUUCUACAGCGUGGAGACCUUCCUGCUGCUGCUGGCGCUAAAGGUGCGGUACCCGGACCGGAUCACGCUGAUCCGGGGGAACCACGAGUCCCGGCAGAUCACGCAGGUGUACGGUUUCUACGACGAGUGUCUGCGCAAGUACGGCUCCGUCACCGUGUGGCGCUACUGCACCGAGAUCUUCGACUACCUCAGCCUGUCCGCCAUCAUCGACGGCAAGAUUUUCUGCGUGCACGGGGGCCUCUCGCCGUCCAUCCAGACCCUGGACCAGAUCCGCACCAUCGACCGCAAACAGGAGGUGCCGCACGACGGCCCCAUGUGCGACCUGCUCUGGUCCGACCCCGAAGACACCACAGGCUGGGGCGUGUCCCCCCGGGGCGCGGGUUACCUGUUCGGUUCCGAUGUCGUGGCGCAGUUCAACGCCGCCAACGAGGUGUCCAUGAUCUGCCGCGCCCACCAGCUCGUCAUGGAGGGCUACAAGUGGCACUUCGGCGAGACCGUGCUCACCGUCUGGUCCGCGCCUAAUUACUGCUACCGGUGCGGGAACGUGGCGGCCAUCUUGGAGCUGGACGAGCACCUGCAGAAGGAGUUCAUCAUCUUCGAGGCGGCGCCGCAGGAGACGCGCGGCAUCCCCGCCAAGAAACCCGUGGCCGACUACUUCCUGUGACACACCUGGGCACACCUGGGGCACCUCAGAUACACCUGGGCACACCUGGGCGCACCU